This is a messenger RNA of Hypoxylon trugodes, 1324 nucleotides long. RefSeq names its product glycoside hydrolase family 76 protein. The coding region runs from base 108 to 1286 and encodes 392 amino acids. The transcript has 2 exons. Lineage: Eukaryota; Fungi; Ascomycota; Sordariomycetes; Xylariales; Hypoxylaceae. Gene Ontology annotation, biological process: carbohydrate metabolic process. The record is from RefSeq and is a predicted model, not a curated record.
AUUUCCCCCUUGCCCGUCACCAGUAAGUUUCUGGAAAACUUCUGUUUACCAACGGAAAAUAUCCUGUUCUGUUUCUAUUCUCUACCCCUUACAGUUCUGUGUUCGCCAUGGUUUCCUCUUCCGUCAUUGGCUCCCUGGCCUCCAGGGCUGUUUUCUUAAUGUCUAGUCAUAUUACCAGUCGCGCAGACUCUGCGACAUACGCUUCUCACACAGUCGACGCGCUCAAUACUCUUCAACAAUGGUACAAUCGCGAGACUGGUCUCUGGGACACCACUGGCUGGUGGAAUAGCGCCAACUGUUUAACAGUGUUGGCCGAUUUUGCGCUUUUGGACCCAUCCGCUUCUGACAGCCUAAUGAUCCCGGAGAUCAUCCAAAACACCUAUGACCAAGCACAGAAGACGCCAGUGCAAGCAACCAAGAUAUUGUCGGCUCAAGGACUUCCUGUUUCAUCAUACGUCAGAGUUUCGAAAACGAAAAGAUCAGAAAUUGUUAAGAGGGGAUUCGAUAACUUCCUCAACGAUUAUUACGAUGACGAAGGUUGGUGGGCCUUAGCCAUGAUCCACAGCCACGAUGUUGGUGUCAAGGGCAUUGGGGAUCAACAGUACCUCCAAGCCGCCGUCGAUAUUUUCGAGGAUAUGAAAAAGGGCAACUCCACAUGUGGUGGAAUUUUCUGGAGCAAGGUUACGCCAUACACCAAUGCUAUCGCAAACGAGCUCUAUCUUAGCGUCGCAGCCUCGCUCGCAAACCGGAUUCCCUCGCGAAAGGAUUACUUCUUGGAUACGGCCAAAGCCCAAUGGAACUGGUUCAAGAACAGCGGUCUGAUCAACAAGGAUAACCUAAUCAAUGACGGUCUCACUGACGAUUGCAAAAACAACGGCAUGCAGACCUGGACUUACAACCAGGGAGUCAUUCUGGGCGGAUUAGUGGAGCUCUCCCAAGCCACGGGUGACAAGUCACUGCUUACCGAGGCUCAGACCAUUGCUUCGGCUGCGAUCACCAAGCUAUCCAAGGAUGGUAUUCUUUACGAGGGCUGUGAGCCAAACUGUGGAAGCGAUGGUUCGCAGUUCAAGGGGAUCUUCAUGCGCAACCUACACUACUUGCAAAAAGCAGCUCCUCUAGACCCUAUCAAGAACUUCCUUCUGACGAACGCGGAUACGAUCUGGGCCAAGAACCGCAACGCCCAGAACCAACUUGGCGGCACCUGGGAAGGACCCUACACGAACGCAACAGCAGGCACACAAAGCUCUGCCCUGGACGUUCUGGUGGCGGCGGCAGCAGUAGCUUGAUCACACCGCUUCAUGGUUUUGGUUAUAGGCGAAUUGGC